CGCGACGCCAACUCAACAUCCCAUCGAGUCGUUCCAAUUUUAGUUUUUUGUUUGCUGAUGACUGCGUAGACUAGAGACAGAAUAAUGAGUUCAGCAGACACAAAUACAGCCAACUGGCAAGCCGACGAUCGUGGCGAUAUGGAAAAGGUUUUAGCCAUGUUAGUGCUAGGACUUGGAAGCCUCCUAUCCGGCAUGCUGCCAGCCAUAAUAUCAGAACGUAAUCGUCAGCGAUUUCCAUUGACUACCUCGUUGCUGCUGUGCUUCGGUGCAGGUAUUUUGCUGGCUACAGCGCUGGUGCAUAUUUUGCCAGAGGUACGUGAGCAAAUGAACUCGAAAUUCGCAGAAGUUGCGAUGUGUGGUGGCUUCUUCAUCAUUUAUUUCAUAGACGAGUUCAUACACUACUUCUUUGGCGAGGCCAUUCAGCAUACGCAUGCAGUGACUCCAGCAGCGAGCGCGCCAAGCUCCAACAAUGCCUAUGGCGCAACUAAUGAACGAUCGCCAUUAAUAGGCAGCGAUACUACUCAUCAUCAUCGACAUGGUGAAAACGGUCAUGAUCAUAAUAAUCACGGUCAUAUGUACAAUCCCGUUCCCGGAUGUGAUGAUGUCAGCGUUGAGGAUGCAAAUGCGCGUAUUUGUCAUACCAGCCACACAGAGCCAUGUGCUCAAUCCAUGACCGGGACAUUAGGACUCUUUGUGGCGCUCUCUUUGCACUCGGCCAUCGAGGGAUUGGCUAUUGGUGUGCAAAACUCGGCCACCAAGGUGCUCUUUCUGCUGGGCGCCGUUGCGUGUCACAAAUUCGUAAUGGGCUUCUGCCUGGGUCUGGAAUUUCGCUCAAAUCCACGCGCAAGCUUUCGCUCGCAAUUCAUUGGCAUCUUGGUGUUUGCUUUGGGUGCCGUGUGCGGCAUCGGUCUGGGUAUGCUUAUCGUUGACAUACCCUCCAGCUGGUCGAAAACCGCAUUGCCCAUCAUACAAGCAUUGGCUGGCGGCACUCUCUUUUAUGUGACCGUGUGUGAGGUGAUUCCGCGUGAGAAGGCAAGAUGGCAUACGAACUCGAUUCGUCGCUGGGCGGGAUUUGCGCAAUUCACUACAGUUGUUGCUGGCUUUGCGACAAUGUGCAUAAUUAAUUAUUAUCUCGCUGACGACUGAGAAUCUCAUUGGGCACUGGCCCGUUUUUUUUUUAUCUUGUAUUUGUAUCAGAAAUUUGUAUUGCAAAAUGCUU
Molecule: messenger RNA, 1219 nt
Organism: Drosophila arizonae
Lineage: Eukaryota; Metazoa; Arthropoda; Insecta; Diptera; Drosophilidae
Gene: Zip88E
Product: Zinc/iron regulated transporter-related protein 88E
Biological process (GO): zinc ion transmembrane transport
Cellular component (GO): plasma membrane
Molecular function (GO): zinc ion transmembrane transporter activity
Source: RefSeq, a predicted model, not a curated record